AAGCAAUGUUAGUCACUGGAGUUUAUAGACGCGUUUGUUUACUUGGAUUAUAAUGAAGUCACAGUGGCGGCAGUCGCUUGCCUCAUAUGUAGGCUAGGCUAAAUUUUCAAGCUAACACUGGCAAGACUAAGUACUUGUGUUGUUUACAAUAUUUUCCAAGAUGUAUACUUUAUUAUCUGGAUUGUAUAAGUACAUGUUUCAAAAGGACGAAUACUGCGUUUUGAUCCUGGGACUGGACAACGCUGGGAAAACGACCUUUCUGGAACAAACAAAAACAAAGUUCAGUAAGAACUACAAGGGUAUGAAUUUAUCAAAGAUCACAACUACAGUCGGCCUGAACAUUGGAACAAUCGAUGUGGGCAAGGCUCGUCUGAUGUUCUGGGAUCUGGGAGGUCAGGAGGAGCUCCAAUCUCUGUGGGACAAAUACUAUGCUGAGUCCCAUGGAGUCAUCUAUGUGAUAGAUUCAACUGAUGAAGACCGUCUGUCAGAAUCAAAGGAGGCGUUCGAGAAAAUGAUCAGCAGUGAGGUAUUAGAAGGUGUUCCACUCCUCGUGCUGGCCAACAAGCAGGAUGUUCCGGACUGCUUGUCAGUGGCAGACAUUAAAACAGCGUUCAGUGACUGUGCCCCGAAGAUCGGCAAGAGAGACUGUUUAGUCCAGCCUUGUACUGCCCUCACAGGGGACGGAGUGAAUGAAGGUAUUGAGUGGAUGGUGAAAUGUGUGGUCAGGAACAUUCACAGGCCUCCCAGACAGAAGGACAUCACAUAAGAAGUCAUCAGUCACUCUUUACUCUCAUUGUGGACUGAGAGUUUCUCCUCGAGGACAUUCCAUGUAAACCCUGGAGCUGAUUAACUCUCUUCUCUCCUUGUGUUUGCUGUGACUUUGAACAGUUUGGAUUUCUGCUAUUAAGAGUUCAUUACAGACAGAGUGUGGCAGUAUUUUUAUCACCAAGCAUAAUUUCAGAUGGGCUCUGAACAGAAGUCUGUCUGUUCCACUUGUUCCACUUUUUGAAGUGGUGUUGUGAUUUCUUCUGCUUCGCGUGUGAGCAGAAGCCCCAGUCUCUGGUGAUGGCUGCGACUGUGUCUGCAUGGAGCUUCACUUACUGGCACCCUGCACUGUGAUCACAACAGCACAGAAACGUCAGUUUGACUCAUCAGUUCUCAUGUAAAAUAUACAAAACUUUAAUAGGGUGGUUCUCUGUUCUCACAGUAUCAAAUUAACUUUAGCCCACAUUUGUAAAAUCAAACUGAAAUUUGAAUUUUCAUCACUUUUUGUGUAAGGAAAUAUCAACUUAUUAUAAUACUGCAGCUCGUGCAUAGAACCUUUUUGAACAUAUUUAUGGAAACUUUACGCUUCAGGCCUCUAGUUGGGCAGUUUCCUUGGCAGCGGUUGAGUGACAGCAUUGCUAGGACAUGCACUGUCAACUUCCACGGUGCUCUACUGAAUGCAGAACGUCAUAGUGCCUAUAUAUAUAUAUAUAUAUAUAUGUGUAUGUGUAUAUGUUUGUGUGUGUGUGUGUGUUCAGAGAGACAGAGACAGAAAUAUAUAUGUAUCUCUUAGAGGAAAGGGACAGUGACUACCCUGUUAACAGUUUGGCAUAUUUUUGGGAAUUUUUUUGAUUUGUCUUUUUUUUUCAUCAUUUUGCUCAUUGCGUAGAGACUCUGGUGUAACCACCCAAACAGCAAAGCAACAGAGUCUUUUAAACUUGUGCGAGAGGUCCCCCUGUAUCCUUUGAUCUCUGAAGAACAUUUCAUAGUUUGAUCACCCAUUGAUCUGCAUUGAGAUUUUUUAAUUGACUUUGGAAAUGUUAAUAUGUUAAUUUGCAGAAACACUAUCGAUGAUUUGGUAACUGGACAUGAUAAAUGUAACAACUAAAUGCACAAAGUGGGCUAAACACACAAAAACCUUGGUGACCUCUGCUGAAUUACUGUCUACCAGCAGUUUAACCUGAGAUUUAUAAAGUGGUUAAAAAAACUGAAGGUGACAUCCUCUGUCAGUCACACAUAUGGUGGAUGUUUAUAAUAAAUUAAUGAUUUCAAAGAAACAAAAUAUGUCAUGUUUGACACUGAA
Messenger RNA from Xiphias gladius (swordfish), 2068 nucleotides. It is a transcript of the gene arfrp1, whose product is annotated as ADP-ribosylation factor related protein 1. The transcript is spliced from 7 exons. NCBI's taxonomy places the organism in Eukaryota, Metazoa, Chordata, Actinopteri, Istiophoriformes, Xiphiidae. The coding region runs from base 161 to 766 and encodes 201 amino acids. Gene Ontology annotation, biological process: Golgi to plasma membrane protein transport; protein localization to organelle; intracellular protein transport. Gene Ontology annotation, cellular component: Golgi apparatus. Gene Ontology annotation, molecular function: GTP binding; GTPase activity. The record is from RefSeq and is a predicted model, not a curated record.